GUCUGUCAGUGUUAUUUAAUAGCUUCAUUAGGCAAGACAAGUUUUAUUUGUCUGCAAAAGUUUUGGCUGAAUUGAUAUUUAGGUACCUGUUGUUAACUUGAAUAAAUUACCAAUAGAACAAAGUGUGUCGAAAUAUUCAACAUAUCUGUGACAAAAACUUUAUAUUCCACAAGCAAAAAAUGUCGAAGGUAGUUUUCUUAGUUUUCGUAUGUUUGGUCGUAAUAGUCAAUGCUGACACCAAAACAAAACAAUGUAAAGGUUUUCGGCCAUUACAACCCUCUGAGGUCGAUGUUUCCAAUUGUGCAGGUGGAAUAUGCAGACUGAAGCGAAGAACAAAAGCCACAAUUACGUUGAAAAUCAAACCUGAUAGAGAUAUUAAAGAUCUCACGACAAGUGUUCAAGCUUCUAUUGGACAAUUUUAUGUGCCUUUUGUUGGUGUUGAUGGUACUACAGCUUGCAAUAACAUAUUCGAUGAAUCAGGAAAGAAAACAAGUUGCCCUCUUAGAAAAGGUCAAACUUAUAUAUAUAAGAAUUCAUUUGAUGUUCUUGAGUUAUAUCCCAGAAUACAACUUGUUGUGCGCUGGGCUUUAAAAUCGGGAAAUGCUGACAUAAGUUGCUUUGAAAUCGAUGCAAGAAUAGUUUAAAUAUUAUAAGAUGUAUGUACAUAAUUUGAAAAUUAAUUCCAAUAAAAAAUAUUAGUUUUUAACAGCUUGUUUUGAAUAUAAAUACAUAUUUUAUUAAAAGUUUUUCAUAAUUAAACAAAAAAGUAUGUUAAUGUUAUUUUUCUGUUAGUUAAUCAUGAAUAAAUAAAUAAAUAAAAUUAAAUGAAAAUAUCUACAUUUUGUAUAUUAAGCCUUUAAUUUACCUUUAUACGCUUUUUCUGAUAGCGAAGAAGUUAUCAUCAUCAGAAGAUCGAUUCAUACUACUGAUAAUCUUUUAAUAUAAUUCAGU
Clunio marinus is the source of this 951-nucleotide messenger RNA. Lineage: Eukaryota; Metazoa; Arthropoda; Insecta; Diptera; Chironomidae. The record is from the annotation of a GenBank genome assembly.